This is a messenger RNA of Spea bombifrons (plains spadefoot toad), 4365 nucleotides long. It is a transcript of the gene FRMPD1, whose product is annotated as FERM and PDZ domain containing 1. Gene Ontology annotation, cellular component: cytoskeleton. Gene Ontology annotation, molecular function: protein binding. The record is from RefSeq and is a predicted model, not a curated record. Lineage: Eukaryota; Metazoa; Chordata; Amphibia; Anura; Pelobatidae. The coding region runs from base 1 to 4365 and encodes 1454 amino acids. The transcript has 15 exons.
AUGGAAGAUCCAGACUCUCAGCUAUUCCAGACACGCAAAGGACACCGCAUAGAACAGAUGGUAGUAAGAUGGCUACGACGUUCACGGGAUAAUGCAUCAUGUGUCAGGAUCUCAACAGGGGAUACUCUGUCUGGAGAGCAGAAUCAGAUAGGAUGUUCCUUAAAGCUCACAGUGGUGAUCCAUAAAGAUUUGCUUCUCCACAACUAUGGAUUUGACAUAUCUCGUAAGCCUCCUCUUGCUAUAGCAGCUGUCACUGCAGGCAGUCCAGCUGAAGGAAAACUUUUACCGGGUGACCAGAUACUCAGGAUAAACAAUGAAAGUAUUGAAAAUAUUCCAGCUGAGCAGGUGGCAGAUAUGGUCAGGGAAUCGGGGGAUUCUGUUAAGUUGACUGUGCUUCGAAAUUCCUUGAGUCCCAAAUCAUCCUUUCUUACUGCAGAAAAACGAGCGAGACUGAGAAGUAAUCCAGUGAAAGUGAGAUUCGCUGAGGAAGUGAUUGUAAAUGGCCAUACUCAGGGGAAUUCACUUCUUUUCAUGCCCAAUGUUCUCAAGGUUUACUUGGAAAAUGGCCAGACAAAAGCAUUUAAAUUUGAGAAGAAAACAACUGUAAAGGAUAUCAUCUUGACCCUUAAGGAGAAGUUGUCAAUUAACGUAAUUGAGCACUUUGCACUAGCUCUGGAAGAACAGUACAAUAUUUCAAAGCUUUAUCUUCUGCACGAGGAUGAACUUAUAGAACAGGUGGUGCAGAGAAGAGAGUCUCAUGAUUACAGGUGCCUCUUCAGAGUCUGUUUUGUACCCAAGGAUCCCUUGGAUCUUCUGCAGGAAGACCCAGUUGCCUUUGAAUAUCUCUAUUUACAGAGCUGCAGUGACGUACUUCAAGAAAGAUUUGCAACUGAGAUGAAGUGCAGUGUUGCUUUAAGACUGGCUGCCCUACACAUACAAGAGCGGAUUCACACAUGCGGACAGUCCCAGAAGAUAUCAUUCAAGUACAUAGAAAAAGACUGGGGAAUAGAUAACUUCUUAUCUCCAACAUUACUACGUAGUAUGAGAGGGAAAGACAUCAAAAAGGCCAUUAGCUUUCACAUAAAGAGGAAUCAGUGCAUUCUUGAACCAAGACAAAAGAAACCUGUAUCUGCGGCACAGGUCCGACUGCAUUACUUAAAGCUACUGGGAGAUCUGAAAACGUAUGGAGGAAAAAUAUUUAAUGCCACAUUAAUGCUUCAGGACAGAGAAUCGUAUGUGACCUUGCUGGUUGGAGCCAAGUAUGGUAUCAGUCAGAUCAUCAACAAUAAACUGAAUAUCAUGACAACAUUAGCAGAAUUUGCUAACAUCACCAGGAUAGAGCUAUGCCCAGAGUCUGAGAAAGUGAGCCUGGUGAAGGUCUACCUACAAGACAUCAAGCCUCUUUCUCUGUUGCUGGAGUCAAACAAUGCAAAGGAUAUAUCAUGCCUUAUUUCUGGAUACUGCAAGCUGUUUGUGGAUUCUGGAACUUCUGUAUUUACAUGGCUUGGUCAUAACCAAGUGCACCGAGUGUCUGCUGAAGAAGGUUAUGAAUCUCGAGUCUGCAGUGAUUCAGAGGAAUCAUUUGAAGUUGAUUCUCCUUUGAAGGUCUCAUCAGAUCGUCACUUUAUGAAAUACCCCAAUAUAAAACCACUAAAAGAAGAGGAGGAAGAAGGUAAUGGAGAAGGUGAUGAGGAAGAAUGUGUUCAUGAAUUCAAACCAAAGCAUGUCAAGAAAGACAGUGGUGUCGGAGAGCAAGAGAGCUAUGAUAGAGGGAAUAAUGAUACAGACAGUAUUUCUGAAGCCUCUGAUUCUGUUAACACUGAGAGUCAAGGUUACAAAAUUAGCUGGUCAAGUGAUUCAAUUGAUGCCCUCGAAGAAGAUGACCUGGAAACAUGUUCUUCAAGUAGACCAGAGUUCUUUCAGUUUUAUACCCACAGCUUGAAUAAUAUGACAACGGAAGACCAGAGUGUUUUUAAUGACAAUCAAGAACUAAAAGAAGACAGAAGGCUAGAAUCAGAUCCAUUACUUUGUUUUUUGCAACCCAGCAGCAGAACAGACACCAUUAUGGAUUCAUCAGAGCACAUAGAUACAGAGGGUAGAUAUGAGGAGGAACCACUACGUUUUUCUCUUGAAAGUCAGUUUGUGGAAAGCAAUAUCAUGGAAUACUACAGCCUUUGCACCAAUGUCUCACCAGCCAGUAGUGUGGACAAGAAUAUUCCCAGUAGCCCUGAGAACUGUGUGAAAAUUCCAGCCACUGAAAACAAACACUUGAGUGCUUACAAUAUAGUGUUUAAUGAAGGAGUGGAAGCACCCAUCUUGGAUCCUCCACCUGGUUUCGGGGACACCAGCUCUGAUGAGGAAUUUUUUGAUGCUGCAGAAAGAUUUAUACCAACUCUGACUUCAUCAGGUUCAAAAUCAAUGUUCAGUACAGAUAAAACAAUGUUCCCUUAUCCAGAAAAUACAUAUAUGGGCAAAAAGCAAAAGGAUUUAAGAAGGCCAACCAAACUUUUGAGAAAAAGGCGGUCAUACUUACAGACAGACUACACAUCCCAAGUCACAUUUCCUUUGUCACCAUCCAGUUCUUCAGAGGCUAUAGAUCAUGUGUGUUGUUAUGAGAAAGAAUCUCACAUGUCUGUUGGUUCUCAUUCUCCAACAGUAUCUUCUCUAAAAGACACCAAGGGAGAGCCUGCCCUGUUAGAAACUAAACCACUUUUCCAGCACAAACCCAUACUAAAAACCAAAGCACCUUCACCAAACAUAAUGGAAAUGGAACCUGACACCAUGGAAAUAAAGUCUGUGACAGACACUGUGACAUCAUCUGUCUCCGCUAUUCGUUUCAGAAGUGACUCCACCGCAGAAGAGACAGAACAAAGCAGUACAUGUUAUCAAACCAGUAUUCAUAAUCAAGAGACCUCCCCCGCUUCACCUAACUGGAUGAUCGCAGAGUUCAGUGGUCGAGCCAGUCCCUCCCAAAUAUCUCUACAACUGGACGACCAACCUGAUUCCAGUCCAACGUCAUUCAGUUGCAGUGACAAUAAUUUAGUUAACACCUCCAAAGAUAGAAAAAUAUUAGAUGACUUUGAGACAGAGAUGAAAACAUUUGAAGACACGUGUAAAAACAGAAUUCACGAUGAAACAAUCGAUGAACAUACUGGUUUUAAUUCUAACUCAGAUCCUUUAGGAAUGAAGUCACUUUAUUUUACUCAGCCAGAAGAACCAAUAUCUUCCAUGAAUUGUGUAGGAAGUCCUAACUCUCCUGGCUGUAAAAACAACAGAAACUGUGUAAUUUUGGUAUCCAAUGGUGAAAAUGUGCCUCUUGGUGAUGAGGAAGAACAUAUGGUAAGGUACACAUCAGCAUCAGAAAUAGAGAAUGCACCUGAUAUGACUGAAUGCUGCAAAGUUGACACGGAUGUAUCCGCAACUAUUUCCCAAACAGCACUAUGCACUUUAGAACUUUCUCAUGAUGAGGAGGCAGAGGAUUGUGCGCGUUUAGUAAAUUCAGAAACCCAAUCAGGGAGACAGGACCUAGUGGAUUCUUCUCUUGAACGUUUUAGACUGAACUAUAGUGAAUGCAGUAUGGAAAAUGUAAGUGACAUGGCACACAAUUCAGAUCUAAAAAAAUAUAAUGAAGCUAGAGUAACAAAACCUGGAAACUGCAGCUGCCAGUUAUCCUAUGCUAGCUGUUUCCGUGGUGUAGAUGCUGAGACGGAUGAUGAUAUGGUAGCACCAGAACCCCUGAUCUCCUCAUUACCAAUGACAAUUCCUCCUGUAUCAGAAAACAGAUUGUUUGUAGAAAACAACCAUAUUGCAACAAAUGGCAUCAGUGAUGGUAAAGAUCAUCACGAAGUUCUCAAUCUCUUAAGAGCUAGAAUAGAAGGCACACCCUCUGGCUAUGGCAAGCUGCAAGAUAGUGUGCUGGACUUGCAAAAAAUUUUAGAAGAUUAUAAAAACAAGGGGAAGGUGCACCCUCAAGACAAAUGCGGUAUAGCUUUUUCUGAACAAAAGUUAUCUCUUUCUGGUGUGUCUCGUAAGAUGAUGUCUACCUCCCAAAAGAUUCUGAGAUCAGACCAAUCAUCCGAAGAGAUGUAUCGAGCAGCAGAAGAAACACUCUUCAUUCUUAUACACACGACAGAGGUUUGCCUCCAGUUUUCCAGUUGUGUUCGAUGCAUUAAACGUCAGCAGGAUGUCCAUGUUAACCUUCAAGAUCUUAUAUGCACUUAUAAUCAGUUAGUCCAGGCGGCCAAAAAGACCUCGGAGACUGAAGGCAGAGACUUACAUCUUAAACUUUUGUCUCGCCAGUGCACUGCUCUUACUGCUGCUGUUUUUUGCCUGACACAACACUACAGGACACUGUUAUCAUUGUGA